AUGAAACAUUCAAUGGAAGGAAAAACUGUUUUAAUUACUGGAGGAUCGACUGGUAUUGGAUUAGGUAUUGGUAUUGAAUGUUUAAAACAAAAGGCUAAAACAUUGAUUAUUGUUGCAAGAAAUCAAGAAAAAUUGGAACAAGCAAAGAAGGAAUUACAAGAAUAUUGUAAAGGAAAGCAAGAAGUUAUUAUUCAUUCAUGUGAUGUUGGUGAUGAGGAUCAAGUUGACAAGAUGAUUGAACAUUUAUAUUCAAGUGCUAUUGAAAAUGUUGAUUAUUUAUUUAUUAACCAAGGAUUGUCAAUUCCAGGAUAUAUUCUCUCACAAAAGAUGGAGGAUUUCAAAUAUCAAAUGAAUUUGAAUUAUUUCAGUCAUGUCAUGCUUUCAAAGAAAUUUAUUCCUAAAAUGAUGGAUUUGGAAGCUGCUAGUGGUGGAGCAUUUGAUAGACAUGUCAUUUUCGUUGGAUCAGCAUGUUCAAUUGCAUCAUUUGUUGGAUAUGGAUCUUAUUCACCAACCAAGUAUGCUAUUAAGGGUUAUGCUGAAGCUCUUCGUAAUGAAUUAUUGGGAACUAAUAUUAGAGUUCACUUGGCUUUACCUGUUGAUACAGAUACUGAAGGAUUCAAGAAGGAAAAUGAAACAAAACCAAAGGAAUGUGCAAUCUUGUCAAGUCUCUCUGGAUUACAAACCUAUAUUGAAUCAGGUUCAAUGCUUGUAAAGAAUUUAUUGAAAUCUUCCAUUCAAUUCUAUGUCAUUUCCUCAUUCGACACCUACCUUCAAAUUGUUGGAGCUACUCUUGGUGUAGGACCAUGUGUAAAUAGAUUCAACUAUCCAAUGAUUGAUAUGUUCACAUCAAGUUUAUUCAUUCCUUCUGUCAUUUUGAGAAGUAUUGCCUAUUAUUUCGAUCAUAUGCAAAAACCAAAAAUUACGAAUUUUUCAUACAAGUUUGAAAUUUUGCAAAAGUUUGGUCCCAUUCUAACCCAACAAUUUGAAAUGUGCUAUUCAAAGAAUUUAAUGAUAGCAAGGACCAUGCUUUCGAAUGCAUCUCUUCUCUUUUUCGAUAUGAAUACAAAGGAAUUGCUUCAAUCAGUGCCAUUGAAAUUAAAUCCAGAAUUAGAUAAGUUUAUUUUGGAGGAAAGAAGAGACGGCUCUUGUUAUAUCUAUGCAAUAUUGAGAGAUUAUUCAGUGGCUUGCUAUGAUUUGGAUGAAAUUAUGAAAUUGCAGAAGUUUGGAAAUCCAAAAUGGAGGGUCGAAUCGAUGGGAACUGAAAUUGAUAUUUCCAUUAAGCAUUCAAUUCUAUUUGUGAUUCAUCCAUUCAGAGAGGAAGUAACACUGUUGCGAGUAGAGGAUGGAAGUGUUCUUGCUAGACAUCCUUGUUUGUGGGGAAAGAAUGAGUCAAAAGUUUUCAAAUUCUGUGAUGAUGAGAAUUCAACACUGUUUCACACUCUGGGGAAUGAAGGAGUUAUUGAAGGAUUGAAAUUUAAUAAGGAUUUCUCUCAAAUAAUUGAGAAAUUCAAGAUACCAUAUCAUGAUUGGUUGGUCAGUUGUAUUGUUUUUGAGGAACAGACAGGAAAUAUGAUUGCUUUGGGAAAUCAAUUAACUAUAUUUGAUAAUAAGCUUAAUAUUUUACAUGAGUUUUCAAAUGUAGGAGGAAAUCACAUGAGAUUUGAUAGAAAACAGGGACAUGUAUUAAUAUGUGGAAGUCCCUCACAUAUUAUUGUCUACAAAUGA
Molecule: messenger RNA, 1725 nt
Organism: Naegleria gruberi
Lineage: Eukaryota; Heterolobosea; Eutetramitea; Acrasida; Naegleriidae
Exons: 3
Coding region: 1-1725 (574 amino acids)
Biological process (GO): sphingolipid biosynthetic process
Cellular component (GO): endoplasmic reticulum membrane
Molecular function (GO): 3-dehydrosphinganine reductase activity; protein binding
Source: RefSeq, a predicted model, not a curated record